Messenger RNA from Gambusia affinis (western mosquitofish), 1711 nucleotides. It is a transcript of the gene lgals2a, whose product is annotated as lectin, galactoside-binding, soluble, 2a. The record is from RefSeq and is a predicted model, not a curated record. The coding region runs from base 328 to 735 and encodes 135 amino acids. The transcript has 4 exons. Gene Ontology annotation, molecular function: carbohydrate binding; galactoside binding; laminin binding. Lineage: Eukaryota; Metazoa; Chordata; Actinopteri; Cyprinodontiformes; Poeciliidae.
GUGUUCCCUUUUAUACAGGCAGCCGCAACUCCGUUGCUUUCAAACUACUAACCUGAAAUCAGUUGCUCUUCUGUCAAUUAAUUAGACUUUACUGAGACCUGGAGUCAUCUUUAGACUGCUAUUUUCAGAUACUAAAACUGCCCCUUAUGUAGGCUGUUUGAUUACCAAGGACAGUGAUCCUAUUUGCUGCGUAGAGUGCCACUCGGUGUGAAGGAACCUCCCACCCUGCAUUGCAUAUAGUCUCCAGUCUGGGUGUAGACGCUGAGGCAAGACCCUGCAGUACUCUCUCUUUCUAUCAGCUUCACUUGACUCUCUUUAUCUGCAAAGAUGGUGAAAGGUAUGAUCAUCAAGGAUAUGUCCUUCAAAGUCGGACAAACCCUGACUAUCGUUGGAGUAGCAAAACCUGAUGCUACAAACUUCGCAGUCAAUAUUGGCCCUGAUGAGCAGGACAUCACGAUGCACAUCAACGCUCGUUUUGACGCCCACGGAGACGAGAAUGUAGUCGUCUGCAACUCCUACGAAGGAGGCAACUGGUGUGAGGAGGUCCGUGAGGGAGGCUUUCCUUUCCAGAAAGGAGAACAGUUCAAGAUCAUCAUUGAAUUCACUCCCGCUGAGUUUGUCGUGACCUUAUCAGAUGGCUCUGCGAUCCACUUUGCCAACCGCAUGGGUGCAGAGAAGUACUCAGUCAUCAGCUUUGAAGGAGAGGCUCGCAUCCAGAGCGUCGAAAUCAAGUAAACCUCCAUGUAUCCAGUAUCCGAACUGGGAGUUAGAUACCACAUGUGCCGCUUGCUUUCAAAAUUCUCCAAACAUUUAUAUCCAGAUUUUGAUAUUUAGCAAAUUCGUGACCAGGUUUAGGCUUGUUUAGAUUAGAUGCAUUCACACAUAAAAAUAAAGGUGGAUAGAUAGCACCCGUAUAGAGUAAGAAUCCUCUGAUAUGCAGAAAAAAAUAUGCAUACAAUGAGUUUUGUGCCUGGAACAACUUUUGUUUUUGCAAAUUUAACAACUGACCAAAGACCUACAUAACAUUGUUAUGUUUUAUAAUGUUAUUAGGGUUUUGAGUUUGUCAAAUUGUCCAAACAUAAUUACACACACAUGCACACUUGUUUUUGUUUAUGGAUCUACCAUUUUUCUUUGACAUUCCACUGGAAUUCCACUGUUUACCUGUAACAACAUCUGUUAAAAAUGAUCAAUAUAAAUCAGCACUUCAGACAUGUCAAAAGUUGUUUUUUUUUCCUUGCCCAAUAAAAUCUCAGUAUUUUUGAAAAAACAGUAGGUUGCUUCUUCUCAAUAUAUUUUGCAGAACUUUUUACACUCUUUGUUUUCAGGAGAGGUGGCUAGUGUAGCAAUUUAGAGAAGAAGUACUUCAACAUAUGUUUACGUACAUAAAAUUAAAAGCAGCGUAAGAUGAAAAAAAAUAUUUUCCAAAAAUAACUACUCAAGUACAGUAUAAGUACUCAUAUACAUCUGACAAGCUUAAUAUGUGAAAUUUUUGUCGCUUGGCAGACAACAAUAUAAAGGUAUGUACAAAAUCUGAUUUAGAUGGAAAAAAAAUAUAAAUAAACACAAUAAUUACAAACCAAAAAAUUAUAGCUUUUCCUAAUCUAUCUUUUUUCUGUAAAAACAAAACCUGAAUUUGUAUGUUAGAACAAGGUAAGGUAUUUCCAGUGACAGUGUAUAUGGUUCAGGGUAUAUAAAAAUCAUUUUUAUCAAC